Messenger RNA from Salarias fasciatus (jewelled blenny), 6888 nucleotides. It is a transcript of the gene ckap5, whose product is annotated as cytoskeleton associated protein 5. Gene Ontology annotation, biological process: establishment or maintenance of microtubule cytoskeleton polarity; spindle organization; microtubule polymerization. NCBI's taxonomy places the organism in Eukaryota, Metazoa, Chordata, Actinopteri, Blenniiformes, Blenniidae. The record is from RefSeq and is a predicted model, not a curated record. Gene Ontology annotation, molecular function: microtubule plus end polymerase activity; microtubule plus-end binding. Bases 154 to 6318 code for a protein of 2054 amino acids. The transcript is spliced from 45 exons.
CUCCCAGCCUCCCAUAUAAAACCCAUCGGCCGGGAUCUGCUCCUCAUCUUAUUACCACCUCCGCCUACCUUGACCGGCAGCGUCCGUAUUGUCUCUCCCGGAGACGCAGACAGAGGAGCACCUGUGGGGAAGCCCAGCCCCCGACCCGCCGCCAUGGGGGACGAUAGCGAGUGGAUGAAGCUUCCCGUCGACCAGAAAUGUGAACACAAGGUUUGGAAAGCGCGGCUCAGUGGCUACGAGGAAGCCCUGAAGCUCUUCCAGAUGAUCCCAGACGAGAAGAGUCCCGAGUGGGGGAAGUACCUCGGCCUCAUCAAGAAGUUCGUGACGGACUCCAACGCCGUGGCGCAGCUCAAGGGCCUGGAGGCGGCGCUGGCCUUCGUCGAGAACGCACACGUGGCCGGGAAGACCACGGGGGAGGUGGUGUCCGGCGUGGUCACCAAGGUCUUCAACCAGCCCAAGGCGCGGGCCAAGGAGCUGGGAGCGGAGAUCUGCCUGAUGUACAUCGAGAUCGAGAAGGCCGAGGUGGUGCAGGACGAGCUGCUCAAGGGCCUCGACAACAAGAACCCCAAGAUCGUGGUGGCCUGUCUGGAGACGCUGAGGAAGGCUCUGAGUGAGUUUGGCUCGAAGGUCGUGACCCUGAAGCCGGUGGUGAAGAUUCUCCCCAAGCAGUUUGAGUCCAGGGAAAAGGCGGUGAGGGAGGAGGCCAAGCUGCUGGCCGUGGAGAUCUUCAAGUGGAUCAGGGACUCUCUGAGGCCGCCGCUGCAGAACAUCAACUCCGUGCAGCUGAAGGAGCUGGAGGAGGAGUGGGUGAAGCUGCCGCCGUCUCCGCCCAGACAGAGCCGCUUCCUGCGCUCGCAGCAGGGCCUGAAGGCCAAGCUGCAGCAGCAGCAGGCGCAGGGCCAGGACCAGUCCAACGAUGAAGAGGAGGAGGCGGCGGCGGCCGUGGAUCCCUACGAGCUGAUGGAGGCCGCCGAGAUCCUGUCCAAGCUGCCCAAAGACUUCUACGAGAAGAUCGAAGCUAAGAAGUGGCAGGAGAGGAAAGAGGCCCUGGAGGCCGUGGAGACGCUCACCAAGAACCCCAAACUGGAGAAUGGGGACUACGGAGACCUGGUCCGAGCCCUGAAGAAGGUCGUGGGUAAAGACACGAACGUCAUGCUGGUGUCGCUGGCCGCUAAGUGUCUGGCCGCUCUGGCCGCCGGGCUCAGGAAGAAGUUUGGGACGUACGCAGGACAGGUGGCUCCGACUAUUCUGGAGAAGUUCAAGGAGAAGAAGCCUCAGGUGGUCCAGGCCCUGCAGGAGGCCAUGGACGCCAUCUUCCUCACCACCACCCUGCAGAACCUCUCGGAGGACGUCCUGGCCGUGAUGGACAACAAGAACCCGUCCAUCAAGCAGCAGGCGUCCCUCUUCCUGGCGCGCUCCUUCCGGCUCUGCACGCAGGCCACGCUGCCCAAGAGCGUCCUGAAGCCGCUGUGCGCCGCGCUCAUCAAGCAAGUCAACGACUCGGCGCCGGAGGUGCGGGACGCCGCCUUCGAGGCGCUGGGGACGGCCAUGAAGGUGGUGGGGGAGAAAGCCGUCAACCCCUUCCUGGCAGACCUGGACAAACUCAAACUGGACAAGAUCAAGGAGUGCGCCGACAAAGUGGAGCCGGCGGCCGGAGGCGGCAAACCCGCGGCGGAGAAGAAACCGGCGGCCAAAGCGGCGCCUCCCGUCGAAGCUCCGCCCAAAUCCUCCGCCCCGCCCAGGAAGGCCCCCGGCGCGGCGGGCAGCAAGGCGGCGGCGGGAGGACCAGCAAAGAAAGGCAAGGCGGCGCCGGCGGCGGGAGGGAAGAGCAAGAAGAGCGCGGCCGAAAGCAAGGACUUCACCGAGACCGAGCUGGCGGUGGAGGCAUGCGAGGAGCUGGCGGCGGCCGUACUUCCUGCUUCCUGUCUGCAGCAGCUGGACUCGGCCAACUGGAAGGAGCGGCUGGCGAGCAUGGAGGAGUUCCAGAGGGCGGUGGAGACGAUGGACCGGGCCGCCAUGCCCUGCCAGGCGCUGGUCCGCAUGCUGACCAAGAAACCCGGCCUGAAGGAGACCAACUUCCAGGUGAUGCAGAUCAAGCUGCACGUGGUGGCGCUGGUCGCCCAGCGGGGGAACUUCUCCCGGACGUCGGCCCUGCUGGCGCUGGACGGCCUGGUGGACAAAGUGGGAGACGUCAAGUGUGGCGGCAACGCCAAGGAGGCGCUGACGGCCAUCGGCCAGGCGUGCUCGCUGCCGUGGACGGCGGAGCAGGUCGUCUCGACGGCGUUCGCUCAGAAGAACCCGAAGAACCAGGCGGAGGCGCUGAACUGGCUCUCCACCGCCAUCAAGGAGUUCGGCUUCAGCGGCAUCAACGUGAAGGCGUUCAUCAGCAACGUGAAGACGGCGCUGGGCGCCACCAACCCGGCCAUCCGCACGGCCGCCGUCACGCUGCUGGGCGUCAUGUUCCUCUACAUGGGCGCGCCGCUGCGCGUCUUCUUCGAGGACGAGAAGCCGGCGCUGCUGUCGCAGAUCGACGCCGAGUUCGAGAAGAUGACGGGUCAGUCUCCUCCGGCGCCCAUCAGGUUCACCAAGCGGGCGGCGGCCGAGGAGGACGCCGAGGACGGGGAGGAGCCGGACGAAGACGGAGGAGGAGGAGGAGGAGGAGGAGGGCAGGACAUCAUGGACCUGCUGCCCCGGACGGACAUCAGCGACAAGAUCUCGUCGGACCUGGUGUCCAAGAUCAGCGACAAGAACUGGAAGAUCAGGAAGGAGGGGCUGGACGAGGUCGCCGCCAUCAUCUCCGAGGCCAAGUUCAUCACGCCCAGCAUCGGAGAGCUGUCCCUGGCCCUGAAGGGCCGGCUGGGGGACUCCAACAAGAUCCUGGUCCAGCAGACUCUGUCCAUCCUGCAGCAGCUGUCCACCUCCAUGGGACCCGGACUCAAGCAGCACGUCAAGGCCCUGGGGAUCCCCGUCAUCACCGUCCUGGGAGACAGCAAGCCUAACGUGCGGGCGGCGGCCCUCGCCACCCUGCAGAUGUGGGUGGAGCAGACGGGGAUGAAGGAGUGGCUGGAGGGCGAGGACCUGUCGGAGGAGAUGAAGAGGGAGAACCCCUUCCUGAGGCAGGAGCUGCUGGGCUGGCUGGCGGAGAAGCUGCCCACGCUGCGGGCGGCGCCGGCGGACCUGGCGCUGUGCGUGCCGCAGCUGUACGCCUGCCUGGAGGACCGCAACGGCGACGUGCGCAAGAAGGCGCAGGACGCCCUGCCCACCUUCAUGAUGCACCUGGGCUACGACAAGAUGAACAAGGCCACCGGGAAGCUCAAGCCCGCCUCCAAGGACCAGGUGGUGGCCAUGUUGGAAAAGGCCCGCGCCGUGAUGCCGGCCAAACCCGCCGCCCCGGCCAAACCCAGCGGCGGCAGAGAGACGAGCCGAGCGUCUUCAGCCACCAGAGCGCCGCCGGCCUGCGAGGACGUCGGGGACGGUAAACCCGAAGCCAAGAAGGUCCGAGGAGGAGCCGCAGUGAAGAAGCCCUCCCCCCCUCCCGAGGACCCCGCCCCUCCCCCCCCCUCCAAGGACAAGGACGCUAACGCUAGUAAAAAGCAGGCGGGCAAAUCCAAAGCCGCCGCCGGCGGUCAGCAGGGCGCAGCCGCCAAGAAACCUGCGGCCAAAGGACAGAAGGAGGACGAGGAUAAGUCCGGGCCCAUCUUCACCCUGGUGCCGAACGCCAAGGAGCAACGGAUCAAGGAAGAGAAGCAGCUGAAGAUCCUGAAGUGGAACUUCAUCACGCCGCGAGACGAGUACGUGGAGCAGCUGAAGACCCAGAUGUCGUCCUGCUUCGCCAAGUGGCUGCAGGACGAGCUCUUCCACUUCGACUUCCAGAGACACGUCAAGGCCAUCGGGGUCAUGAUGGAGAGGCUGGAGAGCGAGAGCGAGGCCACCAUCGGCUGCCUGGACCUCAUCCUGAAGUGGUUCACGCUGCGGUUCUUCGACACCAACACCACGGUCCUGAUGAAGGUCCUGGAGUACCUGAAGCUGCUGUUCGCCAUGCUGAACCGGGAGAACUACCACCUGACGGAGUACGAGGCCUCAUCCUUCGUCCCCUACCUCAUCCUGAAGGUCGGAGAGUCGAAGGACGUGGUUCGGAAGGACGUGCGAGCCAUCCUGGCCAUGCUGUGCAAGGUCUACCCAGCGUCCAAGGUGUUCCCCUUCCUCAUGGAGGGAACCAAGUCCAAGAACUCCAAGCAGAGAGCCGAGUGCCUGGAGGAGCUGGGCUGCCUCAUCGAGGGUUACGGGAUGAACGUCUGCCAGCCGAUGCCGGCCAAGUCCCUGAAGGAGAUCGCCGUGCACAUCGGCGACCGCGACACCUCCGUCCGCAACGCCGCCCUCAACACGGUGGUGGCGGUCUACAACGUGUGCGGGGACCAGGUCUACAAGCUGAUCGGAAACCUGUCGGAGAAGGACAUGAGCAUGCUGGAGGAGAGGAUCAAACGCUCGGCCAAGAAGACGCAGGCGGCCCCGCCCAAGCAGAGCGCCGCCGACAGGCCGCAGAGGGAACAGCCCUCCAACCCCAACGCCACCUUCCUCCGCAAGCCGGCCCAGGAAGACCCCAACAAGCUCAAAAUCAUGUAUCGCACGUAUAGGAUCCACGCCCGGCAGAACGCCCAGCACGGCGAGCCGGCCCACCCCUCCAUCCCCAAGGAGUUCCAGUUGGACCUGGACAUGAUCGAGAUGGACCAGAGCGGCGUGUGCGAGCUGCCCGACCUGGUGCAGCACAAGCUGGACGAGCUGCUGGAGCCCAUCACCAUCCCCGAGCCCAAGAUGCGCUCCGUCUCGCCGCACUUCGACGACCUGCACAACAACACGGCCUCCACCAUCAACUUCGUCAUCUCGCAGGUGGCGAGCGGCGACAUCAACACCAGCAUCCAGGCCCUGGCUCAGAUCGACGAGGUCCUGCGCCAGGACAAGGCCGAGGUGAUGUCGGGACACAUCGACCAGUUCCUGAUCGCCACGCUGAUGCAGCUGCGCCUCAUCUACAGCACGCACAUGGCCGACGAGCGGCUGGACAAGAAGGACAUCAUCACGCUGUACAGCUGCAUCAUCGGGAACAUGCUGUCUCUCUUCUCCAUGGACUCUCUGGCCAAAGAGGCGUCCAUGGGCGUGCUGAAGGACCUGAUGCACGGCGUCAUCAUGCUGAUGCUGGACGGCAGGAUCGAGGACAUCGAGGACGGACAGCAGGUCAUCCGCUCCGUCAACUUGCUGGUCAUCCGGGUCCUGGAGAACUCGGACCAGACCAACGUGAUCAGCGCUCUGCUGGUGCUGCUCCAGGACAGCCUGGUGACGCCCGUCCCCGGUUCCCCCAUGCUGACCGAGCUCGUCAUGAAGUGUCUGUGGAGGAUGAUCCGCUACCUCCCAGAGAACAUCAACACCAUCAACCUGGACCGGGUCCUGCUGGACGUCCACAACUUCAUGAAGGUUUUCCCCAAAGAGAAGCUGAAGCAGCUGAAGAGCGACGUCCCCCACCGGACGCUCAAGACGCUGCUGCACACCCUGUGCCGGCUGACGGGGGCCAAGAUCCUGGACCAUCUGUCCAUGAUCGAGAAUCGGAACGAGUCGGAGUUGGAGGCUCACCUGAGGAGGAGCUUCAAACACUCCCACCUGUCGGGAGUCAAGAGCGAGCACGGCAACGACAGAGGCCUGCGCACGGACGAUCGCAUGUCCAAGGCGAAGGUCAGCGACAUCCUGUCCGAGAUCUUCAAGAAGAUCGGCUCCAAGGAAAACACCAAAGAGGGACUGACGGAGCUCUACGAGUACAAGCAGAAGUACUCGGACGUGGACCUGGAGCCGUUCCUGAAGAACACGUCGCAGUUCUUCCAGAGCUACGUGGAGCGAGGCCUUCGCAUCAUUGAGUCGGAGAGAGAGGGCAAGCCUCGCAUCCAGAGCUCCUCAGUGAUCCCGCAGCACACCGGCAGCGACUCGGUGAGCAGCAACGAGGAGGUGAACCUGGCCGUCUACUACGAGAAGCUGAAGGUCCUGAGGCAGAGGCAAGGCAUGGAGAACACCACCCGGAGCGUGAGCGGCGGCGAGGAGGAGCCUCCCCAGCGAGCUGCCAUCUCCUCCCUGCUGUCGCCGAAGCCGCCGGUGGCGUCGUCCACCGACAUGCUGCACAGCAAGCUGUCCCAGCUGAAGGAGUCCCGGGAGCUGUACCAGCAGGAGCACAGCGCCCCCUCCCCCACGCACGGCCACGCCCGCUCCGCCUCGCCCGCCGCCGCCAACCUGGACGACCUGAAGAAGCGCCUGGAGCGGAUAAAGAGCAAGCGGCAGUGAGCGCCGCCGCCGCCGGCCUCAGUCACCUCCUCCUCCUCCUCCUCCAUGCUCAUGUCCUGAUAGGCGGGAAGACUUAACUCCGCCCACCGUGCCUGCACAGGAGUAGAAAUGAAACGCAUCCCGACGGUCCGAUCCAUGCGAGUGUUUCCAGCAGGUUCUCAUCGCCGACCUGCUCUUCCUGUUUUCAGUUUUUUUUAUUACCGACGGCGUUUGUAUAUAUUUCAGUGUUUCUGUGUGGACUGGCGCCGGGCCAGCGCCCCCCGCUGGCCGCACUGUGAGCCGACCCGGGCGUGAACACCGCCGGUCCGGGACGCGGUCGCCGCGCGUCUUGAUUUCCUCGUGUAAAUAAAGUUUGUCGAACCAAGCGGCUGUAACUGAAGCACCGUUUCCCGCGUUUCCCCGACGGAGACGGCGGCUCCCGCCGCGUCGCUGAAUGUGGAGUUUUUUUUGUAUUUAAUUCAGACGUCACCACUCUAACCGCACACCGUCGCUCUCGGCUUCCUGUAAAACCCAUUGUGGAGAGAAACUGCAAUAAAGAUGUUUUUUUUUAACAAACUGACUGCUGUUCAC